AUGACCGAGCGCUUCCAGACAGAACUGCUUGACCACCAAAGGAUUCCGAGUAACAAAAGUGAACACUCGGUCAGCGCGCCCCACGUGCGGAGCCCGGGACAGGCGGUGCCCACUUCUGCAGGGCGCCUAGUGCGUCGUUGGCGCUCGGGAAACCUGAGCCGGGAAAGCCGAACCCCGCGGGGCCCCCAGACCCUGCCUUCCGUCCCCCCACCCUCGGCCCCCAGCGGGGGUGGGGCCUCUGUCCGAGUCCCGCUUGCUCUCCAGCAGAGCCCUCCGUCCCGGCCCGCACGCCUCGCCCCCGAGUCAGGCCGGUGCUCCCACCCCAGCAACUCGGCGGGCCCGGGUCACACUGGGGCCGCCGCUGGCCGGGGCCCACCCCCCCCGCCCCGCCGUCUCCUCUCCCUCCCCUCCCCCCGGGAGGGAGGAGGAGACUCGGCGGCCCUCCCACGGCCCUCCAGGCGGCGGCCACAGCAAGCCCCGUGCCCGCUCCGCCCAGCCGCGGCGGGUCGGACGUCCGGAGCCCGCGGGUCCCCGGCCGAGGUCCAAGGAGGAGGAGGCAUCCCCCACCCAGAGACCCGGAGAGCGGUGGAGAGCGGUUGCCGUCAUGCACAGGGGGAUCGCGUCCUCCGGGCAUCCCCGGUGCCGCCCCUGAGUCCCGCCCCGAGUUGGAACCGAGGGCUCGCCCGCACGGCCGCACCAUGAGCCACGGGCCCAGCCCCCGACUGGCCGAGUCCCCGCAGCUGUCCAAGGGCAGCCUGCUGACCAUCCUGGGCAGCCCGUCGCCGGAGCGCAUGGGGC
Molecule: messenger RNA, 798 nt
Organism: Ailuropoda melanoleuca (giant panda)
Lineage: Eukaryota; Metazoa; Chordata; Mammalia; Carnivora; Ursidae
Product: translation initiation factor IF-2-like
Exons: 3
Coding region: 1-702 (233 amino acids)
Source: RefSeq, a predicted model, not a curated record